AGUUGCUCAGUCGACUACCGGCUCGUUUGCCAAUUCGACUUCAUUUCAGUUCGAGUGUGACCGCGGUAGUGUUCACAUCGUGACCGUGAUCGUAGAGCCUACUCGGAGACAUACUUCUCUGCUCUGCUCCCGCGCGUGCAGUACUGUGUAUGUGUGUGUGCCUGUUGAUAACACCAUACACGCCAGCUUCAGGGGGCCCAAGAGAGCGGAAGCUUGAGCCCAGAUUGAAGAUAGUUGCUUAAUCAACCACCGACCAUAACAUAUUUUACAUAUUUCUAAUUUAAAAUAGCGAUAAAGCAGCGGAACUUGGAAUUUCGGAAUUCUCAUUUGCUGAAUAGUAACAGUUGCUUUUCGUCAUGCUAUUCUUAAUCUUUUUCGUGGGAUUUCUAUCGGCAACGAAAGUGGUCGCCGGCAAUUUCAGCUACGAUGGCAAUCAUGGUCCAUCAUCCUGGGGUGACGACUACAAAACGUGCUUAGGAAAAUUCCAGUCUCCCAUCGACAUAAGAGAAAAAGACGUUACAACCGUCAGUUUUACACAAUUGGAAUUUUCUAAUGUCAAUAAUUCCCAUACGGCUUACAUGACAAACAAUGGUCACACAGUGAUGAUCCAGAGUUUCGAUCCUAACGCACCCUUGAUAUCAGGAGGCCCCAUCAACGACACAUAUGUCUUUCAGCAGUUACACUUUCAUUGGGGCCAAAACGACAACUUGGGAUCCGAGGAUCUUAUUAACAAUCACUCGUUUUCCAUGGAGCUGCACGCUGUAUUCUGGAAGAAAGAUUAUGGAAGUUCAGAAGCGGCGUUGAAACAUGAUGAUGGGCUUACCGUGCUUGGAUACUUAUACCAGGCUACAGACAAGUCAAAUCCAGUCUUUGACUCGAUCACGUGGCAAAUACCAGAUAUAACGGGGGUUGGUAGCAACAUAACAAUAAACGACACCAGUGUUCUCAGUAAGCUGAUCGCACCUGAUCUUGCAUCAGCACAAAAUUAUUUUACAUACAGAGGAUCAUUGACCACACCUCCGUGCCUCGAGAUUGUUCAGUGGAUCGACUUCGUGCAGCCUCAAUACAUUUCCCACGAACAGCUGGCAGCGUUCCGCAUUAUUCAAUCCACUGAUGGCACAAAUUUAACGCAUAAUUUCCGUCCAGUACAACCAUUAGAUGGUAGAAUAGUUUAUCGUAAUAACGUAACCACAGAAUCAACUUCCGCGAGUUCCACGGUUAUGUCCGGAACAGUUAGUACAACAACAGUUUCUAAACAAACGACUUCUUCUACGGCAAAGGCUACUAAGGAAUCGGAAGCAACAACUAUUACAGUACCUGAACAAUCAAAUUCAGAAAAUUCUAUGGACAGUAAGAAAAAUAGCGAGCAUUCUGGACAACAAAGCAUAUGGACUGUGUCACCAUUUGUAGUGAUGCUUGGAAUCAUUUUUCUUUUACCACACCAAUAAUGUACCGGAUCGUCUAGUCAAUUACUUUGACUGUCAUGUAAUACAAAGUAAUCAGUAAACUAAACAAAAAAUAUGGAAGUUUACCAAAAAUACAAGUAUAUGUUUAUCUAACAGUUCCUAAUGCUGCCUCGAUGAUAGACAUAUACUUUAUUUAAUUUUAUAUACAAGAU
Eufriesea mexicana is the source of this 1618-nucleotide messenger RNA. RefSeq names its product carbonic anhydrase. Bases 357 to 1448 code for a protein of 363 amino acids. The transcript is spliced from 8 exons. The record is from RefSeq and is a predicted model, not a curated record. Gene Ontology annotation, cellular component: cytoplasm. NCBI's taxonomy places the organism in Eukaryota, Metazoa, Arthropoda, Insecta, Hymenoptera, Apidae. Gene Ontology annotation, molecular function: carbonate dehydratase activity; zinc ion binding.